Molecule: messenger RNA, 1156 nt
Organism: Trichoplusia ni (cabbage looper)
Lineage: Eukaryota; Metazoa; Arthropoda; Insecta; Lepidoptera; Noctuidae
Exons: 3
Coding region: 209-862 (217 amino acids)
Source: RefSeq, a predicted model, not a curated record
CACACUUGUUUUCGCUAUAAACGUCGAGAAUCAUGCCGACGUUCAUGUUUGGUAACAGUACAUCGAAUUUCAACGAAUGUGUGUUUAACAGCAUAUUAUAAAUAUUGAUUUCUUAAACGAGACUUUUUUAUAACAAGAUGACCUAAUGGCGCUUGAUAUAAUUACUUUAUUCAGAGCAAUCGGCAAGUAAAGAAGUCAUAUUCGAAUAAUGAAUAUUAAGUGUGUAAUUAAUUUCGUAUUUUUAUAUGUGACAAGUUUUAAUAGUCCAGUGACGACGAGUAACCUCACCAUCUACGAUAUUUGUCCGUUAUAUAAAAAGGGAGCAAGUUUGAACGUUCAAGACUUAGUUGGAAGCUGGAUGACCGUCUACACUCAACCAAAGGCGGUCGAUUGUUUUAAAUUCCACAUAAGAGCUACUACGGAAUUGGAAAGGGAACAAUACAUCGUGCGGUACGGUGAUUUCAAUGGUCGAGUCGACUGGAGUAGUUGUCUGCUACAAGUGGAGACACCUCUGGGGAAACACUUCUUACAGGGCAAUGGGACAGAGUCUGGACUCAUGGAAAAUAUUAUUAUCACAGAGGAAAAAUACGGAGAGUACACGUUACAAAAUCAAAGUGCAGACAUUUGGAUGGUGUUCGGACGUCGCGGUAGUGAAGUUCUGAUGAUUCGAGACUGCUACGGCGACACAGCCGCGGCGUUCGCGCGCGCUCCCUACUGGCCCACUGCGCCCGAACUGAGUGCGAUAUUCCACCGCAGCGGCAUCGCUGCGCAAACGCAUGGACGACUGCUAUGCGAACCACAAGACAACCCAACAAGACAACAUGUUCACACUGAAAACCAUCAGCACAAAAGAAAUUGUUAGCCCAAUAAAAUUAAGUGAUAAGGAUAAGAUUAUUUUUAAUAAAAGUUUCUAAAAAACAGCUAUUAGAUAAAUAAAACAUGCUAUCACAUUCAAAUUUAUAUGGAAGUAUCAACAUAUAGGUGUGCAGGGCGUGUUGUAACACAAUUAUUGGGAUUAGUGUGGAAGUCUCAAACGUCCGGCUUAUCGCGCUGUCGCCGCCGUGUCCAUAUCAGACAAUAUAUUACACAAACGUCAGUAAAAGUGUGUUAGCGUCACUUUACACCAUACUUUUAGAAAUAAAAUGUUUGUUGUAUA